AUGGGAUCCGUCGUUCUCCCGCAUCUGAACUCCGGCUGGCAUGUCGACCAGGCCAUCUUAUCCGAAGAAGAUCGUCUCGUCGUCAUCCGGUUUGGACGUGAUCACGAUCGGGACUGCAUGCUGCAAGAUGAAGUGCUCUACAAGAUAGCCGACCGCGUCAAGAACUUUGCCGUCAUUUACUUAUGUGACAUUGACGAGAAACAGGUUCCUGAUUUCAACGCCAUGUACGAGUUGUACGAUCCUUGCUCUAUUCUGUUCUUCUUCCGCAACAAGCACAUGAUGUGCGAUUUCGGUACGGGUAACAACAACAAGCUCAACUGGGUGCUGGAGGAUAAGCAAGAGCUCAUUGACAUUAUUGAAACGAUAUACCGGGGAGCAAAGAAGGGUAGAGGUUUGGUGGUCAGCCCCAAGGACUACAGCACGAGGCACAGAUAUUGA
Trichoderma breve is the source of this 438-nucleotide messenger RNA. RefSeq names its product mitosis protein DIM1 domain-containing protein. Gene Ontology annotation, cellular component: spliceosomal complex; U5 snRNP; U4/U6 x U5 tri-snRNP complex. The record is from RefSeq and is a predicted model, not a curated record. Bases 1 to 438 code for a protein of 145 amino acids. NCBI's taxonomy places the organism in Eukaryota, Fungi, Ascomycota, Sordariomycetes, Hypocreales, Hypocreaceae. Gene Ontology annotation, biological process: mRNA splicing, via spliceosome. The transcript has 4 exons.